AAGUAUCCAUCCAUAUACCUACUUCCACCCUCCAAUGGAUCCUGCCCUCCAGCCCCUCAUACACUGUCUGGAGGGUUCUCUCUCGCCCGACCAGAACAUCAGGAAACGCGCAGAACUUGAUCUCAAAAGUGCAGACCAGUCAGCAGGGUUCGUCGGCGCGCUCUUGACAGUCGUGACGGAGACGGAUGCACCAAGUGUACAGCAAGCAGGUGCUGUCUUUCUCAAAAAUCUAAUCAGUCGACGCUGGGCGCUCGAAGACCUCAGUGCAUGUUUGCCAGAAGUUGAAAAGGCAAGCUUCCGAGAUCGCAUUGUGCCUGCUCUCGUCUCUGCACCAGUCAGUAUUCGGCCUCAGCUCGCUUCUGUCUUGAGUCAGAUUCUGAGUGCAGAUUUCCCUGAACAGUGGCCAGACUUUCUUGGAAAGUGCUGCAGCUUGUUGCAAGAUGGUGAUGUACAGCGCGUCUAUACGGGAUUGCUGUGUCUGCUUGAACUCACGAAAGUCUAUCGAUGGCGCUCACUUGGACGACGAGCGAGUCUGGACACUAUCAUACAAGCAACCUUCCCUAUUUUGUUGCAAAUCAGCAAUGGCUUGAUUGAUGAGGAGUCUAUGCUCGCUGGCGACAUGAUGCGACUCAUUCUCAAGACGUACAAAAGCGUCGUCUGGCUGGAACUAUCGCAAGAUCUACAGGACAUGUCUUCAUUAGUACCCUGGGGACAGCUCUUGCUCAAAGUGGUCACGAAGCAACCGCCUGCAGAUGCCAUGAGCACAGACCUGGAUGAGCGGGAAUCACAUCCUUGGUGGAAAGCCAAGAAAUGGGCCUACUUCUCACUAGACCGCUUAUUCUCGCGUUAUGGAGACAUUAAUCAACUCUCGGGCGAUGCACACAAGCAAUACAAUGGUUUUGCAAAAGUCUUUACCCAGCAAUUUGCGCCCGAAAUUCUAAAGUGUUACCUCACGCAAAUUCAAAAUUGGGCUGCUGAUCGCAAUCUUCACUGGCUCAGUCCGCGUGCAUUGUACUACAUCGGUGACUUUUUCACACAUUGCGUCAAGCCUAAGGGAACGUGGCAACUGCUCAAGGACAAUGUCGAUUCAUUGGUAGAACAUUUCGUGUUUCCACAAAUUUGCCAAACAGAGGAUGAUCUCGAGCUAUGGGAAUCGGAUCCGCAAGAAUACAUCAAUAAGCGCAUUGACAUCUACGAGGAUUAUACAUCACCUGACACGGCAGCGAUUCAUUUCCUUAUGGCGGUAGCAAAGCGGAAAAAUUCGAAUGCCUUCAUGUCCACGCUCGCGUUCAUCAAUAAGGAACUUGCCACGUACGAGAGUGCCGAACCUUCCCAGCGUAAUCCAAUCAGAAAGGAAGGUAUUUUGCGUUUGACGGGUUGCCUAUCACCUAUGAUUCUCAAGGACAACUCACCCGUCAAGAACAUGAUGGAGCAGUUCUUUAGCCAACACAUUUUUCCCGAGUUUCACUCACCACAUGGCUACAUGCGUGCCAGAGCAUGCGAGAUGAUGAACAGAUUCGCAGAGAUUGACUUUGCUAAUGAGCAAAAUGUGGCGACUGCGUAUGAGGGAGUUCUCAAAUGCUUGACAGAAAAAGAACUGCCUGUUCGUGUUGAGGCCGCGUUGGCCUUGCAGCCGCUUAUUCGUCAAGAGUACGUGCGACUCGCCAUGGUGCAGAGUAUCCCGCAAAUCAUGAAGGUCUUGCUGCAGCUCGCCAACGAGGUGGAUGUCGACUCGCUUUCUAAUGUCAUGGAAGAAUUUGUUGAGGUAUUUGCAAACGAAUUGACACCGUAUGCCGUCGAGCUGGCUGAGCAGUUGCGUGAUACAUUUUUGCGCAUCAUGCAAGAUACUGCAGAUGCGAAUGGACCCAUGCCGCCUGGUGAGUUUGAAUGGGAAACGUUGGACGACAAAUCGCUUGCUGCGCUCGGUAUUCUCAAUACCAUCGGCACCUUGAUUCUCAGUCUUGAAAACACAUCCGAGGCGCUCUUCAAGCUGGAAGAGACAGUCUUGCCGGUCAUUCUCUUCACACUCGACAAUGGCGUUAUUGAUUUGUACGCGGAAGUCUUUGAAAUCAUCGACUCUUGUACCUACUCAGCAAAGGCCAUCUCACCGACCAUGUGGGGUGUCUUUGAGCGUGUCCACCAGACAUUCAAGACAACAGGUAUGGACUAUAUGGACGAGCUAUUGCCGUCCCUCGAUAAUUACAUUUGCUACGGCGCACAAGCCAUAGCAGAGACGCCACAUUACCAGGAUAUCGUGUUUGACAUCAUCCAGACCCUUUUCACAAACGACAGACUCGGCGUGCAAGACCGACAGUCAGCAGCCAAGCUUGCGCAAAUGUUUUUGCUCAACCUGCGCGGUCACAUUGACAAGUUCUUGCAUCCGCUCAUGGGCUUGUUGCUUGGCAGACUUGCGCAUCCAACAGAGCCCAAGCGUGGCAUCUACCACACUUUGCUCGUUGAAACGAUUGUUGCUUGUCUCUACUACAACCCUGAAGCGGCUCUUGCCUUCCUCGAACAGCACGGUGGAACCAUGGAUUUCUUUACUAUUUGGGUUGCAACCAUUGGCGACUUUCUGCGUGUCUACGACAAGCGCCUUUCGAUCCUUACAUUCUUGUCGCUGCUUCGACUACCGCGCGAGUCUAUCCCAGCAUCGCUACGUAAUGGCUGGGCGCAGCUUCCCAAAGCAAUGCUUCAGCUCUUUGCGUCGUAUCCGGAAGCCAUCAAGCGUCGGCAGGAAGCACAAGCGCUGAUGCACGCAGAUGACGACGAAGAUGCGUUUUGGGAUCGUGAUGACUAUGAUAGUGACGAAGACGAUUUUGAUGAUGAAGAACUUGAGGCUGUUUUGGCGGAAGAGGCAGAGUUUUCUGCAAACGACAAGUCUCAGGAUUAUCUCAAGUUCCUCGGUGACGAAGCAAAACGGCUUGCAUCGGAUGCUGACGCCGUCAAUCCACAUGGUAGCGCGGGACAAGAUGAGGAGGAGAUGAUGGAAGAUGUACUCUUCAACACGCCCAUUGACAAUGUGGACCCUUACCUGCAGGCAAAGCAAUUCUUUCAGCAGUUGCACGAACAGGACUUGCCCAUGUACGAGGAGUUCACAACCGCGUGGGGCCCUGAUGAGCGUGCCGUCUUUCAGAGUGUGCUUGCACUAGCAACUCAGCUUGAGGCGGCAAAUGCCAUUGUAGCCGCAGUAGAUGGGGAGGACUGAGUACUCACUACUGAAGUUCUUUAAUCAUGAUCAUAGUAUUCAAAUACAGGUCCUCCGUUUCGACUUAAAUCCUUGGGCAUCUCGCUGAACACCCGG
Molecule: messenger RNA, 3301 nt
Organism: Protomyces lactucae-debilis
Lineage: Eukaryota; Fungi; Ascomycota; Taphrinomycetes; Taphrinales; Protomycetaceae
Product: importin-7
Exons: 2
Coding region: 35-3205 (1056 amino acids)
Biological process (GO): protein import into nucleus
Cellular component (GO): cytosol; nuclear envelope
Molecular function (GO): small GTPase binding
Source: RefSeq, a predicted model, not a curated record